AUGGCGACCGGCAUGCUUCUUGAAAAUACCUACAGAACUGUGGUAGAUACGAUAGUCGAAAUGGCAGACCAUCAUUUUCCAUCAUUUCGCAGGUUCUUUCUAGGAACCCUGCUUUCCACUCAAUUGGUGAAUUGCGGAGUGGUGAACUGGUCAGCCACAGCGCCUUCAGUUCAGGUCAAGAAUGGCACCUACGAGGGGGUUUACAACCAAGAAUACAACCAGGACUUUUUCCUGGGGAUGCCUUUCGCGCAGCCACCGGUUGGAGAUCUUCGAUUCCGGAAUCCGCAAUCUUUGAACACGACCUGGACGGAGUCUAAGAAUGCGAACGAGUAUUCUUUGGCUUGUUAUGGAUAUGGCAGUGACGACUGGGUGUUGGGGAAUCCUGUUAGCGAAGACUGCUUGACUCUCAACGUUGUUCGCCCGGCGGGCGUGGCGGAUGGAGCUCAACUCCCAGUCGGUGUCUGGAUUCACGGUGGUGGAGCAUUCAUGGGAAGCAGUCGUGACCCUCGUUAUAAUGCAAGCUUCAUCGUUAAACAAUCAGUUGAUAUGGGAAAACCUUUCAUCUUUGUCAGUCUCAACUAUCGCCUUCAAGCUUUCGGGUUCAUCUUCGGAACGGAAGUUCUGAAAGCCGGCGCAACCAAUUUGGGUUAUAAAGACCAGCGACUGGCAUUACAUUGGAUCCAAGAGAAUAUUGCUUCUUUCGGCGGGGAUCCCACUAAGGUGACUAUCUGGGGCGAGUCUGCUGGCGCAUGGAGUGUUGGAGCUCAGUUAAUGGCGUACGGAGGCCGAGACGACGGACUAUUCCGAAGCGCGAUCCAAGAAAGUGGUGGUAUGGUUUCGAGUGGUCGUUAUCCUUCUCCUGAAGACUGGGACGCCUAUUACAACAACAUCACUCGAGCCACCAAUUGCAGUGAUGCUUCAGAUACACUGGCAUGCCUUCGAGACGUGCCAGCGGAUGCUCUCAGCGCCGUGUUCAACAGCAGUGUCACAGCACAAGUUCCCUUUUGGGGAGGGCAGAUCGACGGCGACUUCCUCCAGAACUCUGGAACCCAAAACUUGUUGAACGGCGCAUUUGUCAAAGUUCCUCUGCUCCAUGGUGCAAACUUCGACGAAGGCACUGCGUUCGGAAUCCGGGGAAUCAAUACAACGGAGCAGUUUGUCGCCAGUGUGAUGGCAAGGGGUGUUGACAAUGCCACUGCUCGAACGAUUGCCGCGUUGUACCCAGACAUUCCAGCAAUUGGCAUACCCGCUACACUUGUCGGUCGCCCAUCAGGCAUGUUCGCGUCAUUAGGCAGUCAGUGGAAGCGAUCAGCCGCUUACAAAGGUGACCUUCUUAUGCACGGCCCCCGCAGACUCGCAUCUCACUCCUGGGCCAAAAACAACGUCACUUCCUUCAGCUACGACUUCAACGUACGAGUGAAUGGAGUUCCGCUUGCUAUAGGGUCAACCCACUUUCAGGAGGUUUCUUUUGUAUUUGACAACACAAAUGGGAUCGGGUAUGAGAAUGCUGUGGCGGUAAAUCCAUUCGAGGGCCAACCGCCAAGUUUUUAUGACCUGGCCAACAUCAUGUCGCGCAUGUGGGUGAGUUUCAUCGUCGACACUGAUCCUAAUUAUAAUGAUGGUAAGUUUCUUCCCUUUGCAGAUGAAUUUUCACGUCGAGAAUCUUACCUCUGGCCAUUAGCAACGAGUGUCCAGUGGCCAGUAUAUACCGAAGAUGAUCAAGCGAAUCUGGUUUUCGAUGUCAAUGCAACCGACCUUGUAUAUGUUCAGCCGGACUACUACCGUGCUGAAGGCAUGCAGUAUAUAAUAGACCGCUUCGCGACUGUAUAUGGUCGGUAA
Molecule: messenger RNA, 1839 nt
Organism: Exophiala bonariae
Lineage: Eukaryota; Fungi; Ascomycota; Eurotiomycetes; Chaetothyriales; Herpotrichiellaceae
Exons: 1
Coding region: 1-1839 (612 amino acids)
Source: RefSeq, a predicted model, not a curated record